AUGCGUACUCGUUCUUUGCAAUCUUCAAUCCACUGGUUACUGGUUAAUAUAACAUUUUCUGAUAUUAUUUUAGCUGGAUUUCUACUUCCAAGGUACGUGUUUUUGCAAUAUUUAAGCUACCCAGAGGGCGUACGCUCCGACAUUGUUUGUAAAUUAUUAUCCUCCCUGACGGUGUCGUGGGUAGGAAUUUACGCACAAGUCUUUACGUURAUCGUUAUUGCAAUCGAACGUUACGUAGUCAUCGUCCAUCGCCAUCGCGCAAGAUGGACCAAAACGACACUUAGGAUCGUAAUUGCUUCAAGUUGGAUCUACGCUAUCGGAUUCAAUAUUCCAGACUUGAUUUUCAUUCGCUAUGGCGAAGAARGGGGUGGCUGUAUAUACGCUUGGUCGCAAUCCGCUCAUGGAAURUGGGCGUUGGUACGCCUGUUUGCUUGUGGUCCGCUUCCUUUAGUGACAAUGGUUUUCCUCUACGUGCGUGUCGCAUACGAUCUUUGGAUCAAGAACMACAAUAUUGUUAUGGACACGGCACGCUUAGUAAUUUUGGCGUCACGCAAGCGUUUUACGAGGAUAGUGAUCACAAUCUCUAUUAUAUAUGGACUGUGUUUGAUUCCCAAUAUGACAAUAUGGCUGGUUGAUAACUUCAUCGAUGCCAUACCUAAUUUUUAUGUAUUAUUAGCCAUCUCACACUUGAUUCUUCUUUUAAAUGCUACUGUCAAACCAUUGGUUUACUGCAUUCAAAGYGAACAGUUCAGAAAAUGCAUGCUUGCAAUGCUUUGGAAGCAAAACUCUGUUACCGCUAUUGAAGCUCAAGAUUUCCGUACUGAAUACGGAAGCGAAUAUCCAAGAUCCGAGAGAUCRCUUGGCUCAAACGUUUACCAAACRCGACAGGCAAGCGGCAUCRYACAAGAGUCACACUAUGAACUCGAGAACUGCACGAAGCGGAGUCUGCAAAUGCGACAUAMCAACCGAUCGGUGUCUACCGUGUUUUCCGAAGAAUCAAACAAUGAUUCCAAUUACAAAGUAAACAACAGAUAUUCCAGAGCUAGCAAAGGAUCUCUGUUUAAGGACAMGUUUUACUAUAAAUCAAAAACAUCUUUUGCAAAUAAUUCCAAUAAYAUCAUAAACUUUGAUUCAAGUGACAGUGAAAGUGACGAUGACCUGAAAGAGCUUAAUAAGAUUMGAUAUGGUGGAAUAUGGCUAGGAUCAAAGGAAAACCCUGGAAAUGCAUGGCCAGAGGUUCAGUUUGUGUCACCAUCGACGUCGGAGMRACAUUCGGUGGAAUUGCACAACCCACCAGCAAGCUCCAUAAAUCAGGCUGCAACAUCAGYCAGUGAGCAUUGUGAAGAGGGURUUCCAGRUAGAUUACUGGAAAAACCGACGGUGAUCUCCAUUAGUGAAGCUAAGGAAGUUCAKRAAACAAGCGAAGAUCGCCAAAUGAAGCCUUUGGAAAGUGGAACAACGUCCAACAAAGAUAGCGAACCAACAAAUAAAUCAAAUAAAGACAACGAAGAAGAAAUGAAGGAAUUAUGGCCAAAAACAGAUUCAUCUGGCGAAGGCGAGGCCAAGCAUGCCAACACUGUACUGAAGAUGGAAGUGAUGUCAGCUUCUCAUACAAAAGAGAUUGCUGUGGAAACAACAGACAUUGGCGUCCAGCAAAAUAUUUCUGAAAAGAGGAAUAAAAACGGCAUAAACCCUGCACAGGCAGAGUCAACAGUAAUGGAGGACAACUCGCAAAAUACCGGACAAUAUUUUCCACAAGAAACGAUACUUAAUAAAACGUCUCUAAAUGACAUCCAUGAUGAAAGUAAAAAAGAUGUUUCAGGAUUGAAAAGCAAAGUCCAAAACAGCUCUGAGAAUAUAGACGAUACAACUCGGACGAUACCUAUCUCUUUGGAUGAAGAGGAAAAUGCUGAUACAAAUAAGGAUCUUAGUGCGAGUAUCAAGUCCAAAGCCGRURCAAACAUAGCAAACGGUGAUUUAYCCUCAAUAACYACAUCUCAAGCUCACUAUAAGUCUGAAAGGGAAUCACAUUUCGAAGAGACGCUAAGCACUAUAUCAGAGAAAGAGAUGGAGAUGACAAAAAGAAACGUAGAAGACCAGAAACAACAUUUGGAUCAACAGAGGGACACUGGCAUGAACGCGGGUGCAUCCUUGGAAGACCCCCGUGAAAACUCUCCAUCAUUUCCAAGACAAGAUCAUGAUGAACUACAGAAUCAGUUCGGAGGGRUAUGGUUAGGACCCGCSAACCCUGGAUUGAGCUCGGAGAAUGAAGAAGCUCUAAUCGACAUAAACUUCACUUCAAGUGGAAGUCAGAAAAUUCAGGAUGAUUAUGGUGGAAUUUGGAUGGGAAAUAUUCAAAGUGAAGAUAUAAAUGCCUCGCUGGAAGCUAAGAUUGCACUCGAGGAUAAUAAAGAAGGAAUGGGAGACGGACAAUAUUUUGAAGCAAGACGAAAUAGCGCUCUCAAUAAAAGAGCGAUGCAAACUGCCGAAGAUGAAAAAAAUCAAAGAGAGUUUACAAAGAAGGAGCAUACAAUUGAAACAGGCUUAUCACAAGAUGAAAACAUUAAUGAUCGUGUUGGAUUAAACAACGACAUGCCAGUACAACAGAAUAAUACGAGUUCAAAUAGUUCAGAAGAGCAAAAGCGUGAAGAACGUGAAUCAGACAACAAAAUGAACAGUGUAAAUCAACUCAAAGAAGCCGAAAGUACAUCUUCCUUCAAUCCUGUUUCAUACAGUGGAAGCUCUGCACCAAAGAAACCCACAAAAAAGACUACGAAAGCUGGUCAAACGAAAACUCCAGCUUUAAAUAAAAUCAAAGGGAUAAAACUUCAUUUAAAAACAGCGCCGAACUCUAUAWAUCCAUCAGAAAAUCUUACUGAUGUCCCAAGGAAAGAGGCUAAAUAUAGCAAAGGAAAACAGGUUUGGCUACGUGAAAAAGAUAAACUUAAARUGAUGAACAGACUCAAAUAUUUAGACAUCAACUCGUGAGAAAAUGAUGAAUUCAGCUCGCUGCCUGCACAAUUAAAGUAUCCUUAUGAAAGGGUUAUGGUCCACCAUCAUCCCUUGCGAGCUUUUGUUUGCAUCGAAUUAUAAACAAAAACUAACUCUUUAUUGUCUCUUUAUGCUAUAUAAUGGAGAUUUUUCAUUAUUCGACCGUAAACCCUAGAAUGGAAAAGCUUUGCGAAUUUGUAUUUGAAGUCACAGAAUUUCCCAUAUAUGAAAAAUUCAAAAGACGACUGCAUUGAAUGCUGGGAGGUCGUAGUCCUUUGAUAGGAGCAAUAUAGUGCAGGAAACAAGUUCCAUCUCCACAGUAAGAAGUACGGGAAACACGGAUUUUCCGGUGUCUGAGGCAAUUUCAUUUAAUCUAGACGUCAAUACUCCUUCCAGUAGUAGUAGAUUGAUGCUGUUAAAACAGUGAUAAAGUGUUAGUUCCCUGACCUCCUCAGAAAUUGCGUACCCGGGAUUUCAACUGAUUGACGCAUUAGUAUUAAAUAUUGCAAAGUAUUGCACCCUUUUUUUUGUUGGUUCUCUACAAUUUUGACUUUAUUUCAUUGUAAAUAAUUUAAUGUACUACUUUACAGGAUUAUAAAAACAGGUUUAUUAAACAAACAACAAAAAAAUUGCAAUUCAGUGAAAUGCGUACUGUUUCUAGAAAGUUCGUUUUCUAAUACUGAGUAAGUUUUUUGUAAUUCUAUUUAUAUACAUUAUUUAGUCUUUGCAAAAAUUCUGAUAGGGUGCAUCAUGGGUAAUAUCACGUGAUUUUCUUUUUUUUUCUCACUGAAAGACCUCAAACAGAUCGCUAAUCAUUCAAAUAAUUUGAAAAUCUGUAUAUUUAAGAUUAUUCAAGCAUAAUCUGUAGUUUUAUGACAAAUKAAGGGUUCAAAUUCGAUCUAUCAGCAAUACCUCAUAGUGUUGAUAUUUUUUUAAUAAGUUAGCAGCCAGAAUUUCUUCGGUCUGU
Molecule: messenger RNA, 3958 nt
Organism: Exaiptasia diaphana
Lineage: Eukaryota; Metazoa; Cnidaria; Anthozoa; Actiniaria; Aiptasiidae
Exons: 1
Coding region: 1-2988 (995 amino acids)
Biological process (GO): G protein-coupled receptor signaling pathway
Cellular component (GO): membrane
Molecular function (GO): peptide binding; G protein-coupled receptor activity
Source: RefSeq, a predicted model, not a curated record